GUGCUGUGAUGGUUUGACAUGUAGGGCACAGACAGAGGGAGGAUCUUGAAACCCAGCCCCUUUGACUAAUGUAUAAUCACGGAGUUUUGCACGGUGACUGAACGCGGACUUUCAAACGGCGAUAGUUAUGUAAUAGCCGACUGGCUACUGUGCACGGAACAAAAGCUCUGUCAGUGCUGACAGUAACGGUAACUUUGUCCCGCAGGUUUGCCUCAACUGCUCUGAAGUGAACAACACUCCAGGAGCGAGCGCAAUGACUUCGCGUUGUGGUGUCUGCUGUUACAGCGAGGCAAAGCGGGUGGCUAUUUUUGGGGGCACCCAUGGAAAUGAGAUGUCUGGCAUUAUGCUCGUAAAUAUGUGGGCAAAGAAUGAAGCGGAGAUUCAGAGAAGCGGAGUGGCGACGAAACCUUUCAUUACAAAUCCCAGGGCUGUCGAGAAAUGCACGCGAUACGUCGACACAGAUUUGAACAGGGCAUUCACACAAGAGAAUCUCAGUGCCCCUUGUGUGGAUGAACUGCCCUACGAAGUCCGGAGAGCGCAGGAGAUCAAUAGGAUGUUUGGGCCCAAAGGGUCAGCCAGCGCCUAUGAUGUCAUCUUCGACCUCCACAACACCACCUCUAACAUGGGCAACACGCUCAUUCUGGAGAGCUCAGCCGACCACUUUGCUCUCCAGAUGGUUCAUUAUAUUAAGAAAGCCCUUGCUCCAGCGAGUUGUCCUGUUCUUUUGAAUGAGCACCCACUGCUUAAGUAUUCAACCUCACGCUCUGUAGCUAAGCACCCCAUUGGACUUGAGGUUGGUCCGCAGCCUCAGGGCGUAUUGCGGAGCAACAUCUUUGAGUCCAUGAGGGUGAUCAUGAAACAUGCCCUAGAUUUCAUCGAGCUUUUCAACAAUGGUGUCGAGUUUCCUGCCUGUAGUGUGGAUGUAUUUAAAGUUCAGGAGAGGAUGGACUAUCCCAGAGACACCAAUGGCAACAUUACGGCCAUGGUGCAUCCGGACUUGCAGGAUUGUGACUGGGAACCUUUGAACCCAGGUGACCCCAUGUUCCAGACUUUUGAUGGCAGAACCAUCCCAUACGAGGGCUCCAGCCCUGUCUAUCCUACCUUCAUUAACGAGGCGGCCUACUAUGAGAAACAGCAGGCAUUUGUAACGACCCGACGAGAGACAUUGGCAUCUUACGCCAUCAGAAAAGCAGAGUAGUAGUAGUAAAUCAUAGCUUAGGAUGGACACACAGGUGGUACUUUUUGUGUAACCCUGACACACAAAUAACAAUAAUUCUGAAAUACUGUAAGAUUAUAAAACUGCACUUUUGCACCGAUUUGUAAAAUCAUACAAAGAAAUGCUUUUCCAGAAACUGCUUAGUGUGAGAGAAAUAUUUUUUAACACCUAUUUUACUGCUAAUCUUUGAAUCAACUAUGCAAGUAAAUUCCACACGUGGGAGUGUGUUAUGUAAAAUACUGUAUUUUGAAACAUUUUUUUGUAAUAUUCUUGUUUAAAAGCCUUUGCUGGCAGACUCCAUAGCUUUAGAUCUAUUUUAGGAAAGAAAACAAGAUUUGUAUGUCUUAAAGAAUAAUCGUUUAUGUAAUUCAUCAGCUUGACUGGGCAUUUUAUGUAAAUAUUCAUAACAAGCUAAAACACUCCUCUUUAAUCUUGCGUGCUUCUCAGGAAUGGGAGAUGAGUCGUUGUGAAAGCAGAUACACACAAAUGACUGUAUCAUCACACUUCAUAAUAACCUCACUUUUGGUACGUCCAGUCUUUGGGUAAUGGAUUCAAAUAGCCUUAAACUCUUCCAGGAACCUUUGUCUGUGAGUCGUGAUAACACUGGUGCUGUUCCUUGUGCUCGCCUUAACAAAACUGGGAUCAUUUUAAACUUUAAGGGGCAAGCCCCAUAGAUGUGUGUGCAAUACAUUUUGCCCGUGGCAUACUAAGAGGAAAGAUAUUGUUAUUUCCUUACUUGUCUCCUUUAAUAGUUGUGAGUUAAUUGAUCAAGUGCAUUGUGGUAAUGUCGAAAUGUGCAAAUGACUUUAAUAUGAGGUGAAAUGUUUCUAAGCUCGUGUACGUUUUCCGUCAUCGUAUGGACAUUGGUAAAAAUGUUCUAAAGUCAUUCUGGUGGUGAUGUCCUGGAGUAUGUUUAGCCGUUUCUGGUGAUUUAAGAGUCUUUAAUGUCAGUAGAUUUUUAAAGUCAAAAAGCUAUGCAAUAUUUUCUAUGUAUAUGCGUAAAAUAUUUGAUUCUAUUGUCUUGUCCUAUAAGGUAAAGUGAUGUUUUCAUGGCACCAUAUGCACCUGAUAUAAAUGUGUCUGAGCCGCCUUUGAGUCUCCAUUUGUUCUAUGUGGAAAGGUUUCUUCUGUUGUACUCUUUUAGAGUUGCUUUAAAACAUGAAUCUUAA
Messenger RNA from Engraulis encrasicolus (European anchovy), 2385 nucleotides. It is a transcript of the gene aspa, whose product is annotated as aspartoacylase. Lineage: Eukaryota; Metazoa; Chordata; Actinopteri; Clupeiformes; Engraulidae. Gene Ontology annotation, cellular component: cytosol. Gene Ontology annotation, molecular function: hydrolase activity, acting on ester bonds; hydrolase activity, acting on carbon-nitrogen (but not peptide) bonds, in linear amides. The transcript has 6 exons. The record is from RefSeq and is a predicted model, not a curated record. Bases 254 to 1198 code for a protein of 314 amino acids.